CCGAAAAGAGGCGGCGCGCGGAAGGGGAGUAUAUCCCACAAUGCUUUGCGGGAAGGGGGGAUGCUUCCCUUCAUGCUUUGCUGUGGCGCGAAAAUCCGGUUGCUCAGGAGGGCGGGGCUUGGUUGCUAAGGGCGGGAGAAGGGGCGGUAGCGAUUGGGCGAGCAGGUGCCAGGGGUGGAGCUUAGUCCAGGAGAAAAUACACGAUUGGUUGAGGGGUUGCUAGGGGCGGGGUUUGAUGUCUGACAACGGAAGCGAUUUGGCGGCGGUUGCUAUGGGUGGGGUUUGAUUGCUGAGGGCAGCUGCCAUUGGUAAGCGGUUGCCAUGGGCGGGACUUGGUUGCUAAGAGCUGUCAAACGGUCAGCAGCGAUUGGCUGACGGUUGCUAAGGGCGGUACUUGGUUGCUACAGACGGGUGCGGCCGCAGCAACGAUUGGCUGGCGGUUACUAAAGGCGGGACUCCGUUGUUAAGCACGGAAAAAUCCAGCGCACCGAUUGGCCGGCGCUUGGCGGGCCGUACCACGAUUGGCUGAUUCCUCCCCGCGGGGGGCGUGGUUUCUUUGCCGCCCGGGCGCGGCCGUGGCGGUGGCGGCCGGGCCGGGCCCGGCGGGCGGAGGCGGCGGUGGUGCCGAGCCGGGCCCGGGGCUCGGAGCCCGCAACUCCAUCAUGGAGUUCCCUUUCGACCUGGCCCCGGUGCUGGGCGAUCGUUUCUGCGUGGUGGAUCAGCACCUGCGGCCCGCGGGGCGCCCCGGCGGCACCGUCAAACGGGAGGAGCUGGAGCAGCAGCUGAGGACGGUGAUCGAUGAACUGGGCAAGGCCUCGGCCAAGGCCCAGGGCCUCUCCACCCCCGUGACGAGCGCGGCGCGAAUGGAGAGCAACAGGCACGUGCUGUACAUCCUCAGGGACACCCGGUGCCCCCGGGGUGCAGUGCUGGGGUUCCUCAAGGUGGGAUACAAGAAACUCUUCCUGCUGGAGCGGGAUGGGUCCCACGUGGAGGUGGAGCCUCUCUGUGUUUUGGAUUUUUACAUCCACGAGUCCCAACAGCGCCGGGGGCUGGGCCGGGAGCUCUUCCGGGAGAUGCUGCAGCGGGAGCGGGUGCAGCCCCACAAGUUGGCCGUGGACAGACCCUCGGAGAAGCUCCUGGGCUUCCUCAGGAAACAUUUCGGGCUCUGCGACCUCAUCCCACAGGUGAACAAUUUUGUCAUUUUUGAGGGAUUUUUCUCCACCAGAACAGCCCCGGCCCGGCGCCCGUUCCCGCGGCCCCGCCCCGAGGAGCCGAUCAAGCCGUACUCGCUGAGCGAGCGCCACUUCCUGCGCGAGGAGCCCGAGCCCCCCUGGCCCUUUAACCUGGGCCGGGGGUCCCCGGUGCGGGGCAGCCUCCGCCCCUUCCUGGUGCGCCGGGAAACCCCCCCGGGGACCCCCCCGGGAACCCCCCCGGGAACAGAGACCCCCCCGGAGCCGCCCCCGCGCCGAGCCAGCUCCCUGGGGCGCGUCGGCCGCUGACCCCCCCAAAAUCCAACCACUGACCCCCAAUUCUGGCCACUGACCCCCAAAAUCCAACCACUGACCCCCAAUUGUGGCCACUGACCCCCAACUGUGGCCACUGAACCCCCCAAUUCUGGCCAGUGACCCCCAACUGUGGCCACUGACCCCCCCCCAGCUCCAUGGACUCAACUGGAACCAGUUCCCACCCCAUAACCCAACUGGGAAUGGAUUCCUGCCCCACUCGGACCAGUUCCCACCCCAUAACCCAACUGGGAACCAGUUCCUGCCAUACUGGGACCCAGUUUCUGCCCCAUAACCCAACUGGGAACCAGUUCCCACCCCACAGCCUUACUGGGAACCAGUUUCCACCCAACUGGGACCAGUUCCUGCCCCAUAACCCCACUGGGACCAGUUCUUAUCCCACUGGAAGCCUCACUGGAAACCAGUUCCCACCCCAUAACCCAACUGGGAACCAGUUCCUGCUAUACUGGGACCAGUUCCCACCCUGUAACCCCGCUGGGAAUGGAUUCCUGCCCCACUGGAACCAGUUUCCACCCCAUAACCCAACUGGGAACCAGUUUCCACCCAACUGGGACCAGUUCCUGCCCCAUAACCCAACUGGGAACCAGUUCCUGCCCUACUGGGAACCUGUUCCCACCCCAUAACCCAACUGGGAACCCAUUCCUGCUAUACUGGGAACCAGUUCCCACCUUACUGGGACCAGUUCCCGCCCACUGGGCCCCUCCUCCCUGCCCCGUGGGUGCCCCUCCCCCCGCCCGGCCCCGGGGGGUGCCUUCCCCUCCCGCCCCCCGCUCGUUUUUUUGGGGACAUUUCAAUAAAAUCGGCGAUUUUGGCUCCUU
Agelaius phoeniceus (red-winged blackbird) is the source of this 2341-nucleotide messenger RNA. Lineage: Eukaryota; Metazoa; Chordata; Aves; Passeriformes; Icteridae. The record is from RefSeq and is a predicted model, not a curated record.